AUGGUACCGUGGCAGACUUUUCCUCUUCUUCUGUUUCUUGUAUUCCGUCUGGCGCUAGAGAGAAGAGUCGCUUUGGCUUUGGCGGAAAAUCUCCUGCUCAUUGGUCUAAGACAACGGGUAGAGCUCACUUGGACGACAAUUCUGGUAAUUGUGACUGUCUUCGUCGCAUCGGCUUUCUUCCAGACUCAAUCAGAGUACACUGAUUCAGUGCAAAGCACAUAUUCUGGUGCAGCCCCAUCUGGCUGCCCAGUCAAUGGUUGGGAUGGCAAAAGCGGAUGCCGUGCGGAUACCCUUCGUCAACAGGAUCAAAACUCGAAGUACUGCCCUCUCCGGAAAUCUCGGGUUCCAGAGGACAAUGACGAUCUCCAAAUCGGAAAGGCUUUUCACGGGCGGGUUACAAUGUUCCCGUGCGACCUUCGACACCUGCGUCGGUCCGGCUUCAAAGACGACUAUCACCAUUCGUAUCUCUACGUAGGUUACCCAGUCGGCCUCCGAGCCUGUUAUAGCCCGUUGAUUACUGUUGAGCCACCAUUCCGACCUCGAUCCUUGCUGCCUACCACAAAAGCAUGGUUCAGUAUCAGACCCGAAGAUCACGCCCUCAACGGCGGCGCAAACCUGUCGAUGACUCAAAAGCUAGAGGAGUUUCUCUUGUCCGAGGGAGAGGAUCCUGCUGAAUGGCCAUAUGCGUAUCUUUUAACGCCGCCAAGUGUCACUUGGCAGUUGAAUAAUCCACUUUCGUUCUGGUACCUGUACAACAGCAAAUGGGAGCUCACCGCAAUGAUUGUGCAACUGCAGACGUCAUAUGGCGAGCGGAGGCUGUGGCUCACGCGAAACUGCCGGACGACUACGUCCGGGAAUGGCCCUUACUGCUUUCAAGGGAAAUUUAACAAGGAUCUUCAAGUCUCGCCAUUCACACCCACCAUGGCAAGCUAUGUGAUUAACUCGUCUGAUCCUUGUGCAGCUCCCGUGGAUAAGCUGAAGAUCAUGGUCACACUGAAAGACGGGAACGAAACAGUCAUGCACGGUGUGGUCAACUCUACCGGUUUGCCCCUUGACGCUGCCACUGCGAAAUUAGCUUCUUCUAUGCGUUUUCUUAUGACCUGGUGGUGGGUUCCAAUGUGCAGCGUGGUGGUCUUCCGGAUUCUCUUCAAAGCGGCGAAGAUAUAUUUGACGCACAAUGAGAAGGAGCUUAACACCCAGACAAGAGCAGAGCCUACGACAACUGCGAUAUCCAAGUCUGCACGGCUAUCCGAAAGGUAA
Penicillium nucicola is the source of this 1260-nucleotide messenger RNA. RefSeq lists its product as uncharacterized. The transcript is spliced from 2 exons. Bases 1 to 1260 code for a protein of 419 amino acids. Lineage: Eukaryota; Fungi; Ascomycota; Eurotiomycetes; Eurotiales; Aspergillaceae. The record is from RefSeq and is a predicted model, not a curated record.